AUGGCCCCGUUUCCGUCUUCCCUCCCGGGAGCCAAUUUCUCAUCCGCGGCGCCUCCGUCUCCUCCGCCGGAUCCUGGCGAGUUUGUGUGGUAUGGCAAUAUCCAGUACCUUCUGAAUAUCUCCGCCGUGGGCGCCGCCUUCUGCGUCCUCCUUUUCCUCCUCGUGAAGCUCCGCAGCGAUCACCGCCGCAUCCCGGGCCCCGCUGCGCUCUUCGCAAAGCUUCUAGCCGUCUACCACGCGACGGCGACGCAAAUCGCGCUCCACUGCGGCGCGGACGCCUCCCAGUUCCUCCACACCGAGCGCGGGAGCUUCGCCGUUCUCUUUUCCAUCUCCCUUGUUGCUGUCCUAGCUUCUCUUCCUCUCAACCUUUAUGGCGGCACCGCACCAAUCUCCGAUCAGUUCUCGCGGACAACCAUUAACCACAUAUCUCGUGGUUCUCCGCUCCUCUGGGUUCACUUCUUCUUGAUGGUGCUUGUCGUAGUCCUUGCACAUUUUGGGAUUUCCAAGAUCGAGGAGAAGCUCAGAAUCACGCGGUUCAGGGAUGGAAAUGGAAACCCCAGUGAUCCUAAUGCCAACUCGAUCGCGAUAUUCACGAUCAUGGUACAAGGGAUUCCGAAGUUUCUUGCCGCCGACAAGGCCACCUUGGAGGAGUAUUUCCAGCACCGCUAUCCGGGGAAGGUCUACAGGGUUGUUGUGCCAUUCGAUCUCUCUACCCUGGAUGGCCUCGUCACGAGCUGGGCUGAUGUUCAGGACAGUAUUUCCAAGCUGGAAGCUCGGAUGGACAACAGUGCCAGUCGUGACAGUGGCGAUGAUGCUGGUGAGAAUGGUUGGAAUUCUCUAUUGGCAAGGCUGAGGCGUGCCUGGGCAGUGGCUGCUGUUAGAUUUGGAUUCACUGAUGAAGAGAGGCUGAGGAAAUUGCAAAAUAUGAAAAUAAAUUUGCAGGGAAAGCUUUUGGACUACAAGGAAGGCCGGGCACAGGGUGCGGGUAUUGCUUUUGUGGUCUUCAAGGAUGUGUACACGACCAACAAGGCUGUUAGGGAUUUCAGGAGCGAGAGGAAGAAUAGACCAAUCGGUCAGUUCUUUCCCUUGAUGGAGCUUCAGCUUGAACGGAGCCGGUGGAGGGUAGAGAGAGCCCCAUCUGCUGCUGACAUAUACUGGAACAACCUGGGCUCAAGUAAACUAUUCGUCAGGCUAAGGAGAGUGGCCGUCAACACAUGCCUUCUUCUGAUGCUCCUUUUCUGCAGCUCACCUCUUGCAGUGAUCAAUGCAAUGAAGAGUGCUGCCCGGAUAAUCAAUGCUGAAGCAUUGGACCAUGCGGAGAUCUGGUUUACUUGGUUUGAGGGUUCCAGCUGGUUUGCGACAGUGAUUCUGCAGUUCCUGCCUAAUGUUCUCAUAUUCGUCAGCAUGUACAUCGUGAUCCCAUCAGCUCUGUCGUACCUCUCCAAGUUUGAGAAGCAUCUAACAGUUUCUGGGGAGCAACGGGCUGCAUUGCUUAAGAUGGUCUGCUUCUUUUUGGUGAACAUCAUCCUUUUGCGUGCUUUGGUGGAAUCGUCAUUAGAGGGUUGGAUACUUCAAAUGGGCAAAUGCUACUUAGACGGUGGGGAUUGUAAGCGGAUUGAACAGUACAUGAGUGCGUCCUUCUUGACUAGGUCGUGUCUCUCAGCACUUGCUUUCCUAAUCACAAGCACUUUCUUGGGAAUAUCAUUUGACUUAUUAGCUCCAAUUCCCUGGAUUAAGAAGGCUCUUAAGAAGUUUCGGAAGAAUGACAUGCUGCAGCUGGUCCCAGAGCAGAGUGAGGAAUAUGCUUUAGAACAAAACCACCAAGAAGACUCACUUAGGAUGCCUCUUGUACCUGAAAGAGGGAAUGGUUCGGCAAUGAAUGGGGUUGACUUGCAAGGACAGGAUCUUUCAGUUUACCCGAUCAACAGGAGCUUCCACAUGCCGAAGCAGACAUUUGACUUUGCCCAGUACUAUGCCUUUAACCUGACUAUAUUUGCGCUUACUAUGAUUUAUUCUUUGUUUGCGCCGCUUGUGGUUCCUAUUGGUGCUGCCUACUUUGGGUAUCGGUACCUUGUGGACAAAUAUAAUUUCUUGUUUGUGUACAGAGCUCGUGGCUUCCCACCCGGUAAUGAUGGGAAGCUGAUGGACAGGGUGUUGUGCAUCAUGCACUUUUGUGUCGUCAUGUUCCUAGUGUCGAUGUUGUUGUUCUUCUCUGUCCAGGGAGACUCGACAAAGCUGCAGGCGAUAUUUACACUUGGGGUGUUAUUUUUCUACAAGCUAAUUCCAUCAAGAACCGAUGGGUUUCAGCUCUCUCUCUUGGAAGGCUUGCAGGGGGUUGAUAGUUUUGUUGAUGGCCCGACUGACUAUGAGGUCUUCUCGCAACCCACUUUUGAUUGGAAUACAUAUCAGAUAUGA
Molecule: messenger RNA, 2415 nt
Organism: Spirodela intermedia
Lineage: Eukaryota; Viridiplantae; Streptophyta; Magnoliopsida; Alismatales; Araceae
Source: the annotation of a GenBank genome assembly